Messenger RNA from Sabethes cyaneus, 474 nucleotides. RefSeq lists its product as uncharacterized. The transcript has 2 exons. NCBI's taxonomy places the organism in Eukaryota, Metazoa, Arthropoda, Insecta, Diptera, Culicidae. The coding region runs from base 1 to 474 and encodes 157 amino acids. The record is from RefSeq and is a predicted model, not a curated record.
AUGAAGUGCAUACUUUUCCUGACUGCUUUGUUGCUACCAACUGCCUUUACUUUGAAUCCUUCGCCAUGUACCUUUCAUUCCGGCCCGAUGCCGGUGGAAGUUCGCGUAAUUGGAUGUCCACCGUCAGUACCACAGCAACCGUGUAUCGUGCCAAUGGGAUCAACGGUAGAUAGCGAGAUCGAUUUUGUGUUGCAGCGACCCACGAGCACCCUGACCGCAUCAUUAGACAUAUUUCUGGGAGACUUCCGCGUACCGUGGAGCCUGCCAUCGGAUCAGCAAGAUGCAUGCCAAGACCUGAUGCAUGGAGUAUCCUGUCCGCUGUCUAACGUGGGCGAACGAAUCAGCUACAAUCUCGUCACGGCGGUUUCGGCUCCGUUCGCAGAUGUUACAGUUGAUAUGGAACUAAUGCUGACUGAUGAUCAAGGCCAAGCGGCAUUUUGCUACCGCUCUCAAGCUACCAUCGUGAGUGCUUGA